CCCCACAAUUACCAAGAAGGCAAGACUGACCAAAAUCAGGGACCUCACAAUCUUUGAUCAAUAACGUUUUUACUACCGACCGAACUUCCCUACAACACUCCGACCAAAACAGAGCCCCAUAACCCUACUCAAUCCACCGUACCUCCAACACUUCCGGCAAUGAAACCGGCCGGAAUCCUCGCUGGGAUUUUCCUCCUCGUAGCACUCUACUGCGGGACCGACCCCUUCAACCACAGCGCAAUCUCGGACUUCCCCGACUUCGAGGCCUACAAGGUCGAGCUGCCGCCGUGGUCGGAGGUUCCCACGGAGAAAGACGCCGACAACCUGCUGCAGAAGUCGGAGAUCAAGUUCCUGAACCAGGUCCAGGGCCCAGAGAGCAUGGCCUUCGACCCUCUGGGCCACGGGCCCUACACCGGGGUCGCCGACGGCCGCGUUUUGUUCUGGAAUGGGGACGGGUGGACUGAUUUUGCCUAUACUUCGCCCAACCGGUCGGAACUAUGUGACCCAAAACCAUCACCUCUGAGCUACCUAAAGAAUGAGCACAUAUGUGGAAGACCUUUGGGCCUUCGAUUUGAUAAGGGAACAGGUGACUUGUAUAUCGCAGAUGCAUAUUUUGGGCUGAUGAAGGUUGGGCCUCAAGGCGGACUGGCUACAUUACUUACAAAUGAGGCAGAAGGGGUUCCAUUGAGGUUCACUAAUGAUCUCGACAUUGAUGAUGAAGGAAAUAUUUAUUUCACGGAUAGCAGCACCAAAUUCCAAAGGCGGAACUUCAUGCAGUUAGUUUUCUCUGGGGAAGAUAGUGGGAGGGUAUUGAAAUACAAUCCUGAGACAAAAGAAACCACUGUCCUUGUUCGGAAUGUCCAAUUCCCAAACGGUGUGUCGCUUAGCAAGGAUGGCUCCUUUUUUGUGUUCGCCGAAGGGUGUCGUGGCAGAUUGCUGAAGUACUGGUUGAAAGGCGAAAAGGCAGGGACAGCGGAAGUCAUGGCCAUCCUCCCUGGAUUCCCAGACAACGUGAGAACAAACGAAAAGGGUGAAUUCUGGGUGGCUAUCCAUUGUCGCCGCACAAUGCACGCUUAUCUAUGUGGUUUAUACCCUAAAAUAAGGAAAUUAUUGCUUAAGCUUCCUAUCUCGGCAAAGAUUCAUUACCUGCUCCAAAUCGGAGGGCGACUCCAUGCAGUAGUGAUUAAGUACAGCCCAGAGGGUAAGCUGUUGCAGAUAUUAGAAGACAGUGGUGGGAAGGUUGUUAAAGCGGUGAGCGAAGUGGAAGAGAAGGAUGGGAAGCUGUGGAUGGGAAGUGUGUUGAUGCCUUUUGUUGCUGUUUACCAAUUAUAAUAGGGUUGAGGGCUGUGUGUCAGCAUUUCAAGUGGCACGCAUUUGAAUCUCCGAUAGUACCUCUCCGGAAUUAGGGUAGGGCUGUGUACAUUUUGCCAUCCCCAGACCUUGCUCUAGCACGGCCCUGUGCAUUGGAUUUGCCCUUUUUCUUUUCGGCGGCUGCUCCUUUCACAUUCUGAUCAUGUUGAGUCUAUUUCGGGAGCUGUGACUUGAACCGUUUACUAACUUGUAGUAAACGUUAUAAUAACGUGCUCUAUAAUAAUACCACUAGUAACUGGUUUCCUUCACUG
Messenger RNA from Rhododendron vialii, 1622 nucleotides. RefSeq names its product protein STRICTOSIDINE SYNTHASE-LIKE 3-like. The transcript is spliced from 4 exons. The record is from RefSeq and is a predicted model, not a curated record. Bases 160 to 1332 code for a protein of 390 amino acids. NCBI's taxonomy places the organism in Eukaryota, Viridiplantae, Streptophyta, Magnoliopsida, Ericales, Ericaceae. Gene Ontology annotation, biological process: biosynthetic process. Gene Ontology annotation, molecular function: strictosidine synthase activity.